Ricinus communis (castor bean) is the source of this 887-nucleotide messenger RNA. Its product is annotated as pectinesterase inhibitor 4. Bases 36 to 653 code for a protein of 205 amino acids. Lineage: Eukaryota; Viridiplantae; Streptophyta; Magnoliopsida; Malpighiales; Euphorbiaceae. Gene Ontology annotation, biological process: negative regulation of catalytic activity. Gene Ontology annotation, molecular function: enzyme inhibitor activity. The record is from RefSeq and is a predicted model, not a curated record. The transcript has a single exon.
UCCCGUGCAUAGCCAUAUCAGCGCGAGAAAGAGAGAUGGAACCUACUAUUACAAGCUAUCUUCUCAAAUUUACUCUUACCUUUCUUCUAUUCAUAUCAAACAUGGAGAAAUCAUCAUCCAGCGCCACGGCCGCCACCACCAAAUCUUCGAGCAGCGCCUACAAGGAAUACCUAAAAACUGCCUGCAAUUCUACCACAUACCCAAAACUCUGCUAUAGCUCCCUUUCUCCCUAUUGCUACACUAUCAAAACCGAUGAUCUAACCCUUUGUAGCACUGCAUUAAACGUAUCCUUACAAGUUGCUUACAACACAUCUUCCUUAGUAACAGUUCUCUCGAAGCAAAAGGGAUUGAGCAAGACCGAAGCCCAAGUUAUUGAAGACUGCAUAGACGAAAUGGGAGACAGCAUCGAUGAACUUAGCCAAUCAUUGGAUGCUUUUGGCAGCCUCAAGUUGAACAGUACCGAUUUGAGAUUCCAGAUUUCUAACAUACAAACUUGGGUUAGUGCUGCUCUUACAAAUGAAGAUACCUGCAGUGAUGAAAUUGAUGAUACUAGGGUAAGUUCUUCAGCGAAGAAAAAGAUCAAGAAGAGCAUAUCCAAUGUUGCAAGAAUCACUUGCAAUGCUUUAGCUCUUAUAAAUAAACUUCCUUACUAGUUCUCUAUAUUGGUUUGAUGAACAAUCCAUAUUUCAUAGCUUGUUGGGUGUUUAGUUUGGAGUGCUGCAAUAACUGGGAAAAGAAAUAAAAGUUGUUACAUAUAUAUGUCCUAAACAGACAGUAUUAGAGAAACAGAAUCUCUAUAAGGAAGGUUUCCAGGAAAAUGGGAACUGCUUCUAUUGUGUAAUAUAGAAUUCUGAUGGUGUCUAAGACAAUAAAAUAUAUUGUUUUCA